Theobroma cacao (cacao) is the source of this 585-nucleotide messenger RNA. RefSeq names its product complex 1 protein, LYR family protein. NCBI's taxonomy places the organism in Eukaryota, Viridiplantae, Streptophyta, Magnoliopsida, Malvales, Malvaceae. The record is from RefSeq and is a predicted model, not a curated record.
UCCAAGGAAGGAAGAACACCUCUGAGAUGGAACAUCAAGUACAGUGCUUUUCUGAAAGGGAAGAAUGGAGAAAGCGUUGAGAGUUUACGCUCAGGUGCUAAGGUUGGUGAGGCGCUUGCCGAAGGACUCGAGGCCUUACUACGCUAAAUACGCCCGCGAGAACUUCGUUAAUUAUAGGGACGUCGACGCCUCAGAUUCCAAAGCCCUCGACGAGCUCUUCCACCGCGCCUAUAACCACUCUCUUUGGGUACUCAACAAGUACUCGGUGGAUGAAACAGCAGCUCAGAAGCUGAAGGAGACUUGUGUCGGUAGAUGAACGCGUAAUGUUUACUAGGUGUUUGUUGUUAUGCUCAAAAUGGGCUUCGGGUGCGCUUGUUUUUUCACCAUUUUUAAAUGCAACUGCCAGUUUCCUUUGUGUAAUCUAGGCAGUGUUUCUUUGGUAUCAUUGUCUCAAGCUACUGCAAUUUUUUGGUUAUAAUAUCUGUAUCUUCUGGUCCUAAGUGUUACCUUAGAUUUCGGCUUUGUUGUUGAAUAUUUGGAGACCAAUUAUUUAUCACUGCUAAAUAAGAUUUGGUUUUUAAUAUA